This is a messenger RNA of Rotaria socialis, 2631 nucleotides long. The record is from the annotation of a GenBank genome assembly. Lineage: Eukaryota; Metazoa; Rotifera; Eurotatoria; Philodinida; Philodinidae.
AUGACUAUUUUCACGAUAUCUCAAACUACACGUCACUUUUAUCUUAAUUAUCAUCAUUCGGGCUCUAAUUCUCUAUGGAUUCAUUCAGAAUUUAUGAGAAAUCUUCAAUUUGGAUUACGAGAAGUAAUAUGUUUUUUAAGCAUCAGCUUUCUCGCUUACGGAACACGUCUCGCUGACAAUCUUUCACUUGAAUAUUUUCUGCCAAUUAUAAGUAUUCUAUGUUUACAAGAAACAUUUGGAUCGACAUUAUCUUAUUCUUAUAAAAUAACGUUAACUAUAACACCUCUUGCAAUAUUUUUAUUUGUCGUACAAAAAAUGGGUCUUGAUUAUCAUGGCCAUUUUGUCAGUGAACUUGUAAUGUUAUUAUUUACAUCUUUUUGUAUUUCAUACGGUUGUACUCAGAUUCAAACUAAGAAACUUUCUUUACUUUAUAAUGCACUUUAUUUUGCGUCGCAUGUUUACGGACGUGCAGAUACAUCAAUACUAUCGUUUGAAUUACUUGGAAUUUAUAUUCUUGGAAUGUCCAUGGCUUCACUCAUAUCCUUUACUAUCUUUCCUAUAUUUGCUACUUUUGAUAUUGAAAACCGUUUCAAUUAUUCUCUAUUAAAACUUCAACAAAUGCACACAUUAAUCAUUCGCGGAUUUUUAUGUCAUGAUAAAACAAGUGCUCAUAUGUUCCUUACUCGAGCAUCUAUGUUAGAAAAUUUGGUUAAUAAAGCAUUGGAUCCUCUUCAAAACAGAAUUGAUGAAGCUCGUUUUGAACCAACCGAAUAUUUAAAACGAAGAUUCAAUCGUAAACGCAGAGAUAUUAUUGAUUUAACACUACAGGAACAACAAAAUUUCAUUACGUCAUUGAUGGUUCAUGUAUGUUCACUUCAAUUGAUGGUUAAACAUUGUGUAUUUAAUGAUUAUCAUAGAGACUUUACCAAUGAACUUGAGUCAAGUCUUUUACAUCUUGGUUCAUGUCAAUCGACUUUUAUUUCAAGUCUUACUGCAUCGUCCUCUGUCAGUCAAGAUGAAUUCACUCGUCAAACCAUCAAUCUGGAAGAAGCUUUUAGAUCAAUUCGUUCGGCUUAUGUUUUAGCUCGACUGCAACAAAUUGAACACGUACUUGAAUCUGCAGCAACAAUACAAUAUGCAGAUCAUAUAUCGCAUGAGUUUUUUCUUUUUGAACUUGGUGCUAUUGUACGAAUUUUAACAUUUGGAAUGAGAAGAAAAAUUUUGAAAAACAAUUGUCCAAAAAUUCACGAAUCGAAAAAAUUUGAUGUAAAAGUACUAUUUAAAUUAGAUUGGCCUCGUCUAUCGUCAGCUUUAAAAAGUACAAUAAUCAUUGGAGUUGGUGCCAUCUUCGUUCUAGAAACUCAUCUAGCAAAAGCAUUUGAAAAUGGACAAUGGAUUUUAUUUACUCUUUGUGUGACACUCAGUGAUACAGUUGGUGGCGCAUUUACAACAAUGAAAAUGAGACUUAUGGGAACAUUAUUAGGUUCAAUAUGGGCAUAUGUAACAUAUUUAGUAGUUCAUGAUAAUGUAUAUCAAACGAUAGGAAUGUUAGCUCCAUGGAUAUUUAUUUUUGGCUAUUUAAAACUUUUACCUAAUUGGGGUUACACUGCUACUGUAGCUGCUUUUACACCCGUCUUAAUCACUUUGGGUCGAUUACCUUUUGGAAAUCUACGACCGUUGCCUGUUAGCAAUUUUGCACUUACUCGAAUUGAAGAAAGUUUUGUAGGCAUUACAAUCGCUGCCGUUCUUACUCUUCUUAUUUUUCCAAUAUUCGCUAUUGAUUCAUUAAAAGAUAAUAUAGAAAGCACACUGACAAUGUGUCGAGAAAGUAUUAUAUCGAUUCAUUCCGUAUAUGAUAAUCUAUUUCAUCAUGAUCAAGCCAAUCAAUCUUGCGUUCAUGUUGGAUUAGAAGAGAAAGAACCUCAAUCAUUUACAAAUGAUCAAAGAAAUAUUUUUCAUCGUUUAGCUAAUCUACAACGAAUUCUGAUCGAACAUGCAGCACUUGAACCAGUCUUAUGGUGUAUUAAUAAUGGUUUCUCAACAAAACUGUACAACAUGCUCGCUCAACAACAAAUAAAUACAUAUAGAAUGUUACACAGUAUAGAUGGAGCAUUAAUGCGAUCGAAUGAGCAUUCAAAAACUAUCCGAAACCUUCAAAUAAAUGCUGCUGGAGGAAAUUUUCUUCCAAAUUUUCGCACAGAAUUGACUGACUUAAGCAAGCAGUUAAUUAGUUGUUUUCAUGUAUGGAUAUCCUAUUUCAAUUUGUCACAAACAAAUUCUUAUCAGCUAUUUCGUCAAUGUAAUGCUUCACGCAGAAAAAUCAUUGAAAAUGAUUUUAAAAGACACGAGCAAUGUUUGAUUGAACUACAUCAGUCAGUUAAUCGACUAGAAGCACGAUAUCAAGAAGGACUCAAUCGAUUAGUGCAAUACUAUCUUGAUUGUUUACUUGAAGGUGAACUAUGUUCUGCAUUUGUACCUUAUGCGAAUAAUAAUGAAGCAGAUUUGAUCUUUAUCGCUUAUCAUGCUAUGCAUUAUUCAAUAACUCAGUUGGCUCAAAGUGCAUUAACAUUGGGUCAAACUGUUCAUACUAUUUUUGAACUUGAAACAACGCCUCUUUAUCGGUCAUUUUAA